AUGGUGGUGGUUGAUGAGUUAGAGGCAGCAGCAGAGCAGAUCAGGCAGCACAGGUCGCACCAACAGCCGUUGGAUCAGCACGCGUUGCAUCAGCAGCCGUUGGAUCAGCAUCUGGCAAAUUCAGCUCCUGCAGAUGCAUCAACAAAUGCUGCUUUUGCAGCAGCAGAAGCAGCAGCAGCAGCAGGAGCAGCAGCAGCAGCUGCAAGAACAGCAACAACAGCAGCAACGGCACCAACAGUACCAUCAGCAGCAGACGCAGCAGCGGCAGAUGCAUCAACAAAUGCUGCUUCUGUUGCAGGAGCAGCAGCAGCAGCAGCAGCAGCAGCAGCAGCAGCAGCAGCAGCAGCAGCAGCAGCAGCAGCAGCAGCAGCAGCAGCAGCAGCAGCAGCAGCAGCAGCAGCAGCAGCAGCAGCAGCAGCAGCAGCAGCAGCAGCAGCAGCAGCAGCAGCAGCAGCAGCAGCAGCAGCAGCAGCAGCAGCAGCAGCAGCAGCAGCAGCAGCAGCAGCAGCAGCAGCAGCAGCAGCAGCAGCAGCAGCAGCAGCAGCAGCAGCAGCAGCAGCAGCAGCAGCAGCAGCAGCAGCAGCAGCAGCAGCAGCAGCAGCAGCAGCAGCAGCAGCAGCAGCAGCAGCAGCAGCAGCAGCAGCAGCAGCAGCAGCAGCAGCAGCAGCAGCAGCAGCAGCAGCAGCAGCAGCAGCAGCAGCAGCAGCAGCAGCAGCAGCAGCAGCAGCAGCAGCAGCAGCAGCAGCAGCAGCAGCAGCAGCAGCAGCAGCAGCAGCAGCAGCAGCAGCAGCAGCAGCAGCAGCAGCAGCAGCAGCAGCAGCAGCAGCAGCAGCAGCAGCAGCAGCAGCAGCAGCAGCAGCAGCAGCAGCAGCAGCAGCAGCAGCAGCAGCAGCAGCAGCAGCAGCAGCAGCAGCAGCAGCAGCAGCAGCAGCAGCAGCAGCAGCAGCAGCAGCAGCAGCAGCAGCAGCAGCAGCAGCAGCAGCAGCAGCAGCAGCAGCAGCAGCAGCAGCAGCAGCAGCAGCAGCAGCAGCAGCAGCAGCAGCAGCAGCAGCAGCAGCAGCAGCAGCAGCAGCAGCAGCAGCAGCAGCAGCAGCAGCAGCAGCAGCAGCAGCAGCAGCAGCAGCAGCAGCAGCAGCAGCAGCAGCAGCAGCAGCAGCAGCAGCAGCAGCAGCAGCAGCAGCAGCAGCAGCAGCAGCAGCAGCAGCAGCAGCAGCAGCAGCAGCAGCAGCAGCAGCAGCAGCAGCAGCAGCAGCAGCAGCAGCAGCAGCAGCAGCAGCAGCAGCAGCAGCAGCAGCAGCAGCAGCAGCAGCAGCAGCAGCAGCAGCAGCAGCAGCAGCAGCAGCAGCAGCAGCAGCAGCAGCAGCAGCAGCAGCAGCAGCAGCAGCAGCAGCAGCAGCAGCAGCAGCAGCAGCAGCAGCAGCAGCAGCAGCAGCAGCAGCAGCAGCAGCAGCAGCAGCAGCAGCAGCAGCAGCAGCAGCAGCAGCAGCAGCAGCAGCAGCAGCAGCAGCAGCAGCAGCAGCAGCAGCAGCAGCAGCAGCAGCAGCAGCAGCAGCAGCAGCAGCAGCAGCAGCAGCAGCAGCAGCAGCAGCAGCAGCAGCAGCAGCAGCAGCAGCAGCAGCAGCAGCAGCAGCAGCAGCAGCAGCAGCAGCAGCAGCAGCAGCAGCAGCAGCAGCAGCAGCAGCAGCAGCAGCAGCAGCAGCAGCAGCAGCAGCAGCAGCAGCAGCAGCAGCAGCAGCAGCAGCAGCAGCAGCAGCAGCAGCAGCAGCAGCAGCAGCAGCAGCAGCAGCAGCAGCAGCAGCAGCAGCAGCAGCAGCAGCAGCAGCAGGACAAGUCAGCUGCAUCAACAGCCCUUGUAACCACACCCAGAAAACCUGGUUUGAGAAGUAUGGGGAGGCUUUUCCAUUUUCAAAAGAUUCUUCUUUUGUGGAGGCUGGGAGUUUCACUGCUUCUGCUGCUGCGGCGGCUGCGGCAGCUGCUGCAGCAGCUGGUUCUGGAAGCUUCCUGGAAGCAUCGGAGCUGGCAGCGCUGCCGCCCCCCCGAGAUCCGGCCAAUAGGAAGCAUUUACUGGAUUCUGCUGACGUGUUGGAUGUGACAAGAGCGGAAGGGAGCGUUCUUGUAACGAGGGGGGCCUCAGGAAAACACCUAGCUAGUACAGCUGAGGCAGUAGGGGUAGAGUUUGGGAGGGACGGAAGUGGAGAAGGAGGGAGCAGGGCAGGAAGCAGAGCAGCAGAUGCAGAGUUGGGGGGACAAGGAAGCAGGAGAUAUUCUGCUGCUGCUCCAUCCUCCCCUGCUCUAUCCCAUGCUGCUUCGUCUUAUGCUGCCCCAUCCCAAGCAUCUCCCUCUUAUGCUGCCCCAUCCCAAGCAUCGCCCUCUUAUGCUGCUGCAACCCAAGUUCCCCUGCCACCUUCACCUUCAUCCGCCCUUGCUGCUUCUCCUGACGCAGCACAUAGAGGCACCACGGACUCUUGGGCUGAUUUUUCUCGGGCAGAUUUUUCCCGGACGAUUAUUUCUCGGGCGGAUCUUUCUCGCGCAGAUGCUUCCGAGCCACCUCUCUUCGGCUUCCCCCGGCAAAUUUCCGAGACUGGGAGUGAGGCAGCAGCAGCAGGGAGGUUCAGGUCUCCAGAGGAGUUUAUGAGGAGGCAACUCACAGCCAUGGCUGAAGCUGUAGAGAGCAGGGACAUGGCGCAAAUACAGCAGGCGUACUUGCAACUCAAACCUCUCGCACGGCCCAAGGGGACGGCCAUGGAGAGACUGAUUCACUACAUGGUGGAGGGGUUGUUUAAGCGGUUGCAAGGGACUGGUUAUAAACACUUCAGCACUCCUGUUCGGAAAACACCAAAGGAGCUAGACGAGGCGCGUGCCUGGUUCGCUACAAGCACGCCUUACCCCUCGUUUGGCAACAUGGCAAUAACGGGCAUGUUUCUCCACGCCGUCUCCUCCGCCUCCCACGUGCACCUCAUCGACUUGGGAGAGCUCCUGCCCUUCCACCUGCCCACCAUCAUUGAACUUUUAGCUGCCCGCCGGGGCGGCCCGCCGCACCUCCGCGUCACGGGGUUGGACACGACGACUUUUGUCUGCCCGGGACGGAAGGAUUUUAAGAGUUUGAGGGCGGUGGCGGAGGUUGGGAGGAGGCUGAGGGGGAUGGCGAUGCGGCUGGGGGUGCCCUUUGAAUUCGAAUACGUGGAUAUAGACGAGAAUCAGCUGCACCUUCUGUAUCAGGUCAAGAGGAGGUGGAGCGAAACACUCGUUGUAUGCGCACAUCUCGAGUUUCUGAACUUUCCAGAUGAUUCAGUUAUGGACCGCGGCCCCAGAGACUGCAUUCUCAGGUGGAUCCACGACUUAAAGCCCGCGCUCUUCACCUUUGUUGAGAUGGACCUUGAUUCCAACGCCCGCCCCUUCCUCUCCCGAUUCCAACACGCCAUCGAUUACCAUUUCUCCGUCUUUGCCUCUCACGACGCUCUAAUCGGCGCCGCCGACAAACGCCUGCUUUCCAUUUUCGAGGAGCUUUAUUUCGGCCGAGCGAUUGUGAAUAUUGUAUCGUGUGAAGGUGUAGAGAGGGUGCACCGACCCGAAACGCUCGACCAAUGGCGAGGAAGGAUGCUCAGGCUCGGGUUCGUACCGAAGCAGAUCCCCGGAGCGGUUACCGAGGCUAUGCAUAGUAUGCUGAAGAGGUUUCCUCUUGGAUUUGGGUUAUUGCUAGAGGAUGGGGCUAUCAGACUGGCAUGGAGGGGAAACACCUGUCUUCUCGCCCUUGGUUGGGUGCUAAAUUCGCAACCUUAA
Molecule: messenger RNA, 3780 nt
Organism: Closterium sp. Yama58-4
Lineage: Eukaryota; Viridiplantae; Streptophyta; Zygnematophyceae; Desmidiales; Closteriaceae
Source: the annotation of a GenBank genome assembly